This is a messenger RNA of Salpingoeca rosetta, 1674 nucleotides long. RefSeq lists its product as uncharacterized. The coding region runs from base 1 to 1674 and encodes 557 amino acids. Gene Ontology annotation, biological process: nucleobase-containing compound metabolic process. Gene Ontology annotation, molecular function: ATP binding; AMP kinase activity. The transcript is spliced from 9 exons. Gene Ontology annotation, cellular component: mitochondrion; cytoplasm. NCBI's taxonomy places the organism in Eukaryota, Choanoflagellata, Craspedida, Salpingoecidae. The record is from RefSeq and is a predicted model, not a curated record.
AUGUUUUCGUUCCAGAGGGCGGCAGUCGGCCGCCUCGCAUGCUCUCGGGCGCUCGCGUACGGCAAGCAGGCCGUGGGCUUGGCGUUUGCGCGCACCUCUCGCGCCGCUUUGUCAGCGACAUCCAUCGCAGCACGCUCUUCCGCACCAACGCCGGAGCCAGAGCAAGCAGCCCCAACAUCAGAACCCGCACCAGCCACACCUUUGCCCGAACAUGAGACGCCUUUGGCCGCGCAGAAGGCGAAGCAUAAGCGCUCGCCGCCACCGCCUUCCUCAUCCUCGAGGGCAGCGAGCGACAAGCGCGCCCCGCGUUCUCCUUCGUCCUCGGCCGCAUCAUCUUCCGCCUCCUCCUCGACUUCUUCUGCGAAGGCCAAAGCGAGAGCUGAGGCAGGUGCCACCACCGCGGCACAGAACACCGCGAAGAUGACGGAUGGGCCAAAGCACGGCGUGACACCAACGCCAACGGGCCCCUCUUGCCCGCUUGUUCCCUCGGACAAGGACGGCAACAUGCACGCAUCCCGCGACGUGCACGACAACCCGGACGUUGCCCGCUCCAUCUUUGAUGCCAUGUGGCGCCGCUUGGAGAAGCAAUUUGGCCGCCACAACCUGCACUUUCCAAAGGAGACCAUCUUCCUGAACGGCGCACCCGGGAGCGGGAAGGGAACCAUGGCCGAGUAUCUGUGCAAAGACAGGCAUCUUGUUCACAUUGCGACAUCAGACCUGCUCCAGAGCCCGCAGAUGCUUGAGAUGAAGAAGAAAGGCAAGCUGGUUGAUGAUGGUGAGGUGUUCUUCCUCCUCGCUCGAACCAUGCUCCAGCCAAAGAACAAGUUUGGCGUCGUUGUCGACGGCUUUCCCCGCACCAGAGUGCAGGUGGAGUGCGUGAAACUGUUGCACGAGAAGAUGAUUGAACUGAACCGCGAGUUCCACAACACCGAUCUGAGCGAGCACUUUCCCCGCCCAAAGUUCCACAUGGUCAUGCUGUACAUCGAGGAAGAGGAGAGCAUCAAGCGGCAGAUGAUUCGCGGAGCAAAAAUUGCGCUCCACAACGACAUGGUGCUCAAGUCUGGCGAGGGCGAGGUGAAGGAGGCGCGAAACACAGACCAGAACGACCAGCUCGCACGCGAGCGAUACAGAAUCUUCAGGGAGAAUGGGUACGAGCCGCUGAAGACGCUUCGUAGUUUCUUUAACUAUCACUUCAUUGCUGCCGACGGCACCGUCGAGGAGGUGCGCAAGCGCGUGGAGAAAGAGUUCCAAUACCAGAGCUCGCUCGAGUUGCAAGACAGCACAUAUGAAGUGUUGGACACGCUGCCACGCGCUGAGGACUUGACAAAGUUUUACCGUCAGACGCUCGUGAAGGACCUCGACGACUUCCAGGCGCGCCACCCGAAGCUGCUGAAGCAGGUGAUCCAGGUUGUGCAGUCUGAGUUCUUCCCUCAGAUCCGGCUGUGCACGAGCAGCGGACACGUGCACGUGCGCACAGACAACGAGAUCUUCUUCGCCCACAAGAAGGCGCUGAAAAUGGCCAUUUGCCUCCUCAGCGAACGCGGCUUUGAGGUGUCUGUGAGCCGGGAGAGCGAGCGCGAAUAUCACAGCGUCGAUCCCGACACACACGAGCUGCUCUAUGACGUGAAGCAGUCGUAUGUGUUUGAGAUUGGUUUCCCAAAGGCAACCAUGUAA